Messenger RNA from Linderina pennispora, 950 nucleotides. Its product is annotated as Sec1-like protein. Gene Ontology annotation, cellular component: plasma membrane; secretory granule. Bases 92 to 874 code for a protein of 260 amino acids. The record is from RefSeq and is a predicted model, not a curated record. Gene Ontology annotation, biological process: vesicle-mediated transport; intracellular protein transport. Gene Ontology annotation, molecular function: syntaxin binding. The transcript is spliced from 2 exons. NCBI's taxonomy places the organism in Eukaryota, Fungi, Kickxellomycota, Kickxellomycetes, Kickxellales, Kickxellaceae.
CGUGGCGGACAAGCUCAACCCAGCACUCACAAUACGCUUCACAUUUCCCUCUUUUAGUCUCACGUGUUCACUCCCCCCACUGUCGUCGCUGAUGGAAUCGAUUGCCAAUGAUGCACCAAAGCAGUCCCUUGUCGCCGCGCUGCAAGAACGAAUCCUCCACUCGAUCCGAUCGAUAAGCACGCCAGGCGGCUGGAAGGUGGUCGUGGUCGACCGGCCCUCGCUCAAGAUCAUCUCGUCGGUGCUCAAGAUGCACUCGGUGCUCGAUGAAAAGGUAAUGGCUGUCGAGCUGAUCUCGCGCUCGCGCCAGCCGUACUACGACCUGGACGCCCUGUACUUUCUUGUUCCUUGCGCCCAGUCAAUCUCGAUGCUGACAAACGACUUCUCCGCCGGCCCGCAGAGCUCAAGCGACCGCCCGCUGUACGCCCACGCACACCUGUUCUUCACCGGCGCCCUGCCGACGCCACUAUUUCGCCAGCUCAGCGCAUCGAGGGUUGCUCGCUAUAUUCCGCACCAUCAGCGAGCUCUACAUCGAGUUCAAUCCGAUCGAGUCGCGGGCAUUUCUAACGACUCCGUCGGCGACGCCUUUCUACACCAUGUACUCGCCACACGCCACUGCUCUGCUGACGGAGGAUCUGGAUGCCGCAGCCGAGCGUCUGCUCAGUGUCAUUGUGUCGCUCCAAGGCUUAAGCCAUAUAUCCGCUACUAUCGUCCUGGUCUGCGCCGCGAUAUUUCCGCUGUCGACAUCUCACACGUCUCGCCAGGAAUGUGCACUACUGGCAUGCCCCGGGAUUCGCAGAGGCAAUGGCCAACCGCCUGCAGCUCAAGCUUGACAGCUAUAACUCGUACAAGCACCGAAAGCGACCGCAGACGGUAAGUUCAGGUAUUGGCGGGCACUGCACUGAUCUGUUUGGAUCUUUUAGGCCAGCCGCUGCAGAGACUACUCUAUACUG